AUGGAUAAAAAUACAACAAUCAAAUUGGACCCAAUGCGUGUAACGUUGGCGGAUAUACAAAGAGGGAUUAUACAAAACAAGCAGCUGGAGGAUUUUAAAACAUUUGCGGCGACAACACUACAAUGCGGCCGCUCCUUGAUCGGCUCCGCCAAACGCCAGCCUAAGCAUAUUAAGGUGACACUGCGUAAGACCAGCGAAAUACUGCUCUUCGAAAUGCGCAGCCUCACCGCCUUGGCCGACACCGAAGAGGGCAGAGCGGUAGCUGAGGACAAUGAACGAUAUGAGUUUUUAACAUCCGCGCAGGGUAGGCGGCGGCGCACUAUUGACGCAGAGGCGCAAACAACGGCGCUACUCUUGAAGAGCCGCGACGUCAACACCGAGCGUAUACGCACCGACCAUAUGGCUUCGUAUGUGUCGAAUUUUGAAAUGUUCGAUACCUACAAGGAUUUGCAAAGCACAACAAAGAGUGUUGAAUUAGGUGAGCAUAAGAAAAUGGAGAUCACCACCUACCAAGUGGAGGGCAAGGAUACUUUCAUCGAUAUUAAUCGGCAGGAAAGCUUCCGUUUGGCGCUUAUGUUAACCAUGCGUGUGCUCGCUGGGAAUGUAUUUGAGCAGCAACAGCGUCGUUUUCGUAAUAUGCGCCUGCCAGAUCCGUUGGCAGCUCAAGUGAGCUACCGCUAUCGCGUUGAAUUGCUGUGGCGCUAUCAAUUGCCACACGAGCUGGCCGGUGAUGAAAGGAAGGCCGCCGCUGAUCUCUGUUGGUGUCCGCGGAAUGGUGAUAUACUCGCGGUGGCUUAUGGUGUCUACAGCUUUAGAGAUGACAAUGCAAAGGCGGAUGGUUGUGUUUGCAUUUGGACUAUAAAAAAUCCCGUCAACCCGGAAAGAUACUAUAAAUAUGAAAUACCCGUUAUGACUGUUGAAUUUUCACCGCACCAUCCACAAUUGUUGGCUGUCGGCUUGUCGGACGGCACAAUUCAAGUGCUCGACAUAACCAAGCUGGACAAGGCCACUGUGGCGGUCACAGAUCGUCGUUCGUUGCAUAAUUGCGAACCCAUUGUAGCUAUUAAAUGGAUCUCACGUAGUGAACGGAUCUGUGAAAAGUACGCCAUUGAACCAUUCUUGGCGCUCUCACGUGACGGCUCUGUAACCAAAUAUAGCAUUAUUAAUAGCCCGAAAUUGCUGGCGACAAAGUUACUUUUAUUGAACCGCAAUGCAGCUCAACCUGAGGGUUUACAGCUUGAGCAUUCGUACGAGCUGCUGCAGGCCAAUCGCCAUCCACAGGGACUGAACCUUUGCUUGAGCCCCGCUCAGACGGAUGUCUAUUAUGUUCUAACCGAUGAGGGUUGUCUACAUAAAUGCUCAACACAUUAUCCCCAACAAUAUUUAACGGUUUUGCAAGUGCAGGAGGCUGCCGCUAAUGCAAUGCACUUUUCGCCUUGGUCACCGAAACUCUACCUGACUUGCGGUAAUGAUUGGUCAGUAAAUAUCUGGUUGGAUGGCAUUUUACAGCCAAUUAUCACCUUAAAACAUCAUGAAGGCCCCAUACACUGCGCCUACUGGAGUCACACGCAUUCCACGAUUAUUAUCUCGCUGAGCCGGAACUCCGUGGAUAUUUGGGAUAUUAAACGAAGCAUUUUGAAGCCAAUGUCAUCGACUAGCAUUAACGGCGAACAUUAUACGAGUUGCAAAUUAUCGCUCUGUGGUCGUUCGUUGGCUGUUGGCAAUGAAGCUGGUAAUGUGUUAAUGCUUGCUUUCGAGGACAUGCCAUUUCCGGCCUACUACCAAUAUGAUCAGCUGGAGAAAGCGAUUUACAGUCUGGUUUCUAACGAAAAGGAGAUGGCAUACAAAGUGAAGAGUCUUGGAUUCUUUGGUUACGCGGAACAUGUGAGAUAUCAACCAAAAAAGCGACAUAGAAGAUGUAAGAAUAUUCCAAAGGAACCACAUUUAACGGAUGAAAAUUAAAAUUACGCUUAUUUCAGAGCAUUUAAAAUAAGUAAUAAAGAGAUAUUGUAUUGUGUGUUUUACACCAGUA
Ceratitis capitata (Mediterranean fruit fly) is the source of this 2032-nucleotide messenger RNA. RefSeq names its product WD repeat-containing protein 78. The record is from RefSeq and is a predicted model, not a curated record. Gene Ontology annotation, molecular function: dynein heavy chain binding; dynein light chain binding. Gene Ontology annotation, biological process: cilium movement. The coding region runs from base 1 to 1962 and encodes 653 amino acids. The transcript has 4 exons. NCBI's taxonomy places the organism in Eukaryota, Metazoa, Arthropoda, Insecta, Diptera, Tephritidae. Gene Ontology annotation, cellular component: axonemal dynein complex.